Messenger RNA from Komagataella phaffii GS115, 336 nucleotides. RefSeq names its product Non-essential protein of unknown function, likely exists as tetrame. Gene Ontology annotation, cellular component: cytosol. NCBI's taxonomy places the organism in Eukaryota, Fungi, Ascomycota, Pichiomycetes, Pichiales, Pichiaceae. The transcript is spliced from 3 exons. Bases 1 to 336 code for a protein of 111 amino acids. The record is from RefSeq and is a predicted model, not a curated record.
AUGCCUCAUUUGAACUGUAUAGCGGAUAUUUGCUUGAUACCCAUUGGAACUGGGUCGCCCUCUGUUUCAAAUGAAAUUACAAUAAUAGAACGCCAUAUCAGAAGCAGUCAUUUAAGGAGCACACUUCAUAGUGCUGGAACAACCAUAGAAGGUCCCUGGGACGAAGUCAUGGUUCUUAUAGGAGAAUUGCACGAAUUGCUCCAUUCACUUGGUGUGCAUAGAAUCCAGAGUGAUAUCAGAGUUGGGACCCGAGAUGACAAAGCCCAAACAGCUAAGGAUAAAGUAGAUGUAGUCGAAAAGAAGCUCGAGGAUAUGCCUUGCGAUAACCGGAGUUAA